Molecule: messenger RNA, 2532 nt
Organism: Diorhabda carinulata
Lineage: Eukaryota; Metazoa; Arthropoda; Insecta; Coleoptera; Chrysomelidae
Product: cytochrome b5 reductase 4
Exons: 9
Coding region: 570-2387 (605 amino acids)
Biological process (GO): generation of precursor metabolites and energy; superoxide metabolic process
Cellular component (GO): endoplasmic reticulum
Molecular function (GO): oxidoreductase activity; heme binding
Source: RefSeq, a predicted model, not a curated record
UCUUUAAAUACUCGGCCAAAAAAAUAACGGAGCAAAGAAUUUAGCUGAAGAUUUUUUAAAAGAUACUUACUAGUGAAAUAGAAUUUUCAAAUAACCCUUAUUGACAUGUUCGAUGUGAAUACAUAUCGAAGUUUUGGUUCACAGUAGGCACUUUCGUUAUCAGCAGGUGAGCAGAAAGAUUCAUUUCUAGAAAACUAUUUUGAAAAGAGAAUUAAGAAUAAUAUUAAAUUAACCUGCAGUUUCAUUGUGAUUGUGUAGAGCCAUCUAUAAUUAGAGUUUCACAAUAAAUUUCCAUGAAGUGACAAUCUAAGAAUUUUAAAUAGUGCGCGCAUAAACUAAAUGUGUCUUUUAGCAAGUUUAGAAACGUUUAAAUUUAGAUAUUUUAAGCAAUAAUUUAUGUUUUAAAUGUGAUAAAUAAACAUGUACUCAAGUUUCUAAUCUGUGCAGUGUCUUAUUUAUAAUGUAGGAUUGUUUUAACUGAAUAAAACGUUAUUUUUAUUUUCGUAAAUUAAUUGGAAGUUUCCAGUUUUCGAGGCGAUUUUGAUUUGGUAUUUAUUUAGUUCAUCAUUAUGGAUACCACAAAGAGUCCUAAUAAAGUGAAAAAAAGUGUUAUCAGCAACUUAUUGAAUGACAAAGUGUUAAAAACACCAACGUUCGUGUCUCCUGUUUUGCAACAAGUCGGAAAAUUAGCUGCUAGUGUAGCUAAUGUUGGAGUUGAAUUAUCGAGUUCUGGAUCAGCAACCGGGAAUCCUCGUAACAAAUGUGCUCUUCAACCCGGACAUUCCCUUAUGGACUGGAUUCGCCUCGGUGCCUCCGGAAAAGAUCUUACCGGUUUAGGACCCAGGGCCGGACAUUUGUCGGUAACUAAGCAAGAACUGGCAAAACAUAACACGAUAGAUGACAUAUGGUUAUCGAUAAGAGGAAAAGUUUAUAAUGUGACGGCUUAUGUACCAUUCCAUCCAGGAGGUCCCGAUGAACUGUUGAGAGCUGCAGGAAUUGAUGCUACUAAACUCUUUGAUCAGGUUCAUCCCUGGGUAAAUUACGAACAAAUUCUACAAAAAUGUAUAGUCGGCAAAUUAGUUGCUAUCGAUCCCAAUAUAGACAAAGAACGAUUAUUUUUUGGCAAAACAGUGAAUAGCGAUAAUGUAGAUCAACUAUUGCAAGAAAGAGACAGCACUGAAGUAGAGAAGUUUCAAGAGUUCACGCCAGCAAAUGAAUCAGGACAAGUUACAUUGAGAACAGAUGAAGCAAAGGCGAAAAUUGAAAAUAUAGAAGAAAAUAGUAACAUAGUUUCUGUUCCUAUUCCAGACACUCCAAGAUUUGAUUGGAUACAGAAAAUGGAUUAUAUAACUUUAAUAUUCUAUACUGGUUCCUUUUCUAAUCCAUUGGUCGAAGUUCAUUCACCGCAAGUUCAGAAGGAACUUGUUGUUUGUUUCACAUAUAAUAAUGCAUUUUACAGGAAUCAACUGUUACUUAAAGAAGACGUCGAGUGGCCAUGUUCUAUAAAGGUUACAUGGGAGACUGGUAAAAUUGAGUUAACCUUUAAGAAAAAAAUUGCAAAAAUUUGGGACAAUUGUGGGAUGUUACAACAAAAUGCAGAACACUUACACCAUAAGAACGCCAGUGAGAGGUUUAAUUUCGUUAUUGAAGAAAAACUUCAAGUAACCCAUAACAUAUUUUUGAUGCGCUUUAAAAGAAUUGAUGGUUGUAAAAUUGUUGUACCGAUAGGAAAACAUGUUCGAGUUUUUGUUAAUAUAAAUGGAUCUGAGUUGUCAAGAAGUUACACUCCCGUCCCUUCAAGCCUCUUCACUACUCUUAGUCUAAACGACGAUACCACUGAUGAAAUAUGCCUUAUGAUUAAAAGCUAUAAAAACGGAUCGGUUAGCCGCAUGAUAACAGAUAAAGACUUAAAAGAUGUUUUGACUAUGACUAGACCACUUGGGGACUUUGACCUUCAACGGUUGGAAAAAAAGGUAGCGUUUUUGAUUUUAGCUGCAGGUACAGGAAUAACGCCAAUGUUGCCGCUGCUGUUAUUUUUAUUGGAAAGGCGAGUCAAAAAAUGUCAGUUCGUGAGACUUCUAUUUUUCAAUAAAAAAGAACAGGACAUACCUUUUGGAAGCCAAUUAUCUGCGAUAGUAGAGAUGGAUCGUAGGUUGGUCGUUAAUCAUAUCCUAUCCGAGCCAGUAGAAAGUUGGACCGGCCUUUCAGGUCAUGUGAAUAAAGAAAUGAUUAACAAUGCCAUCCAGGAGCAUAUUAAAGAUACUGGUUAUACGAUAAAAGAUAUUUUUGCCUUCAUAUGUGGACCAAAUCAGUUUUCUGAGCUUUCAUUACAAGAACUACACCAUUUAGAUGUUACAGAAGAACAAAUCCAUAUAUUCAGCGGAUAGCACAUUACUUGCACUGACCAGCCUUCACUAUUCUGCGAUACUCCGCCUCUUUCCACAGACUUAUGUUUUGUUGUUUAUCGUUUUGCUAUAAUAUUUUUAAUUUGAUUUGAGAAUGGAGCCGUUGGUAAUAAACUGUUUUAUUUAA